AUGGUCGUCGGAUCUGACGCCGUACCACUAGAAUUACAAUCCCCAUUCUUGGGACUUCGGCUUAGGAUGGACAGGGAGCCGCACUACAUACUCCUCAUAAUUCUCGAACGACUUUCCUUGGAAUGGGAACAGAUUUCGGCAGCGUUCUCCCAGCACGAACUACCAGAUCCUCUUCUAUACUCUGAAAUCGAUAACGGCCCAUUAGAGCUGUCGAAUAACCUCAGCUCGCUUAUCGGCUCUGAUCUCGUUACUUGCCGGCUAUACAAACGUUACGGUGAAUCCAUCCCAAUCCAGAUGCCUCACUCUAAUCAUAACCAUUAUCUCGUCAUGAACGCGAUGACCCCCUCCGCUAAUUCCGAAAACCAAUUCAACGAUUGGUAUACAAAAGAGCACAUUCCCCUUCUUAGUAAGGUUCCCUCAUGGUUGUCCUCUCGGAGAUUUAUUCUUGUGGAGACGACGGAGGAGCUGGGAGCCCCCGAGUAUCUCGCUCUGCAUGAAUGGGCGGAUCUAGCUGCGUUUGAGAGUAAAGAGUUCCUAGAUGCGACGAAUACGACCUGGAGAACAGAGGUAUUAUCUCAGGUCGUACGGAAGGAACGCUGGGUGAUGGAGUUCAACAAGGGUCUGGAUUCUGGAAAAUUCCGAGGACGUUACACAGUCAUCAAGGCAGAUGCGCCCUUGAUGGAGGAUCAUUCCACACCGCUAUCGAGUAUCGACACGAUCCGAAGCGAGGUAAUACCUCUGCCAGGACAGGUUUUUUCUGUGAAUGAGAAAGUCGCGACUCCGGAGAUGAAACAGAUUAAACAAUUUAUAUAUGAUUCUCGACAUACCUUUCCCGCUGCGUACGCGAUGGAAUCCGGAGUUUCGUAUGGGUAUCUCAGAUACGUGCGCGUAAGAUCGCGUGGCAAUUCUGCCUCGAAGGAAAUCCAGUCUUGGCGGGGAAUUUAUUCGGGGUCGUUGCAUUCCGGGACGCUCGUUGUAACAGGUAUUACACAUCCUUCAGUCCUGAGAUACGAGCGCGGGAACUAA
Molecule: messenger RNA, 1026 nt
Organism: Guyanagaster necrorhizus
Lineage: Eukaryota; Fungi; Basidiomycota; Agaricomycetes; Agaricales; Physalacriaceae
Exons: 5
Coding region: 1-1026 (341 amino acids)
Source: RefSeq, a predicted model, not a curated record